UUAGAUUAAGACCACAGAAAAACAAAACAGAGAACCGCAAAAGUAUAUGAAUGAAAAAAUGAAAAAUAUCUUUGAACAAAGAAAUCACAAAGAGUGAUAAAUAAUUAUUCAUCAAUAUAUAUCUAGAUUCAAAAAUUGGCUACAAUAAUGGAAUUUGAAGAUCAAGAGGAGCAAGAAGAAGAGCUAUGUAUGGGUGGAGCGAGUUACGACUCGUUACCUAACUCAUCCCGAGUUAAGAUGCCAGGUGGCAGUGAACCUAUUAUGGUAACUCACCCUCUCAGAAACAUUAACAGCAACAAUGGAAACAUCAACAUCGGUGUCGGAAACGGAAAACCAAGGUAUAGAGAGUGUUUAAAGAAUCACGCCGUCGGAAUCGGCGGUCAUUCUCUCGACGGUUGCGGUGAGUUUAUGCCGGCGGGAAAUGAAGGAACACUCGAAUCACUAAAAUGCGCCGCUUGUAACUGUCACCGUAACUUCCACCGUAAAGAGACGGACCCAACCGCCGGUGGUGAUCCUUAUUUCCUAACGCAUCAUCAACACCACCCGCCACCUCCGCCGCAGUUCGCGGCUUACUAUCGAACUCCGACGGGUUACUUACACUUGCCGGGAAACCAGAGGAUGGGGACGCUUGCUCUGCCAUCAACUUCCGGCGGAGGCGGCGAUGGAGGAACGCAGAGCCCGAGGGAGGAUCAAGAAGAUGUUACGAACCCACCAAGUGGAGGAGGAUCGAGUAAGAAGCGGCAUAGAACGAAGUUCACUCAGGAACAGAAGGAUAAGAUGUUGGAAUUGGCUGAGAAAUUAGGUUGGAGAAUUCAGAAACAUGAUGAAGGUUUGGUUCAAGAGUUUUGUAAUGAAAGUGGUGUGAAGCGUCAUGUUCUUAAGGUUUGGAUGCAUAACAACAAACACACUCUUGGUAAGAAGCCCUAGAAACAUGAUGAAGAAGAAGAAGAAAAAAACCCAAAUAACAAUUUUAAAUUUUUCUUUUUUUCCCAUCUUGGGUCUCUCUCUCUCUUGAAGGAUUCACUUGAUGGUGGAAAAAAUUGCAUUGUGAUGGUGUGAGUGUGAUGGUGUGAGGAAGCUUACUUAUUUAUUACUACUAUGGCUUUAGGGUUUUUCCUUGUUAUAUGUUCUAAGUGUUUAGGUAAGAUUGUAGUAUAUUAGUAUUAGUAUUGUUGAUGAAUGAACUAAUUUGAUUUGAUUUAAGUAAUGUCAACUAAAUUAGACUUUGGUUAAUUAAAUAUUAAUUAGUUUUAUGUGUAUAUGUUUUUAAUUAGUACUUUAGCAAUGUGUUACUACAAUUUGGAGUAA
Cicer arietinum (chickpea) is the source of this 1308-nucleotide messenger RNA. RefSeq names its product zinc-finger homeodomain protein 1-like. Gene Ontology annotation, molecular function: transcription cis-regulatory region binding; DNA-binding transcription factor activity. The record is from RefSeq and is a predicted model, not a curated record. Gene Ontology annotation, cellular component: nucleus. Lineage: Eukaryota; Viridiplantae; Streptophyta; Magnoliopsida; Fabales; Fabaceae. Gene Ontology annotation, biological process: regulation of developmental process; regulation of DNA-templated transcription.